AUGGGAAUCUACAAGGGCCCGGUGACUUCGUUUAAGAAGAUCACCAAGCUUGUCGUCGCAGCCCUUCUUUCCAAUGGAAAUACCAUACAAGACUAUCGCCUCAUGGAUUCGGCAAAAGUCAACACCAUUGACCGCUUUCACGAUGGUGCCAGAUUCCCCAGAGGCAUCGGCACCAAUCAGAGCAGCUCUGCGGAUGACUACAGAACCGUCUUUAAUGCCUGGGAGGUGAACAGCGCCAUGAAGGGUCUCGAGAAGGAAUAUGGCGUCCAGCUCACUCAGGCUCCUUUCGAUACCUAUUGGAACCAAAAAUCCACCGUCGCCUUCCUACCCGUUCCCGACGGUGUCAGCCGCGUGGAGCGCAAAAACUACCGCGUCUACCUCACGGCCGGCGUCCAGGCCCGCGAGCGCGGCGGCCCAGACAGCCUGUUGUACUUCAUCUCUGACCUCCUCUGGGCCGACAAGCACAAGGCCUUGCUCGUCUACAACACGACCACCGUCUUUACCCUCGCCGUUAACGGCGUCGGCGUCAAUAUUGAUCGCAACUUCAACUUCACCUGGGACUACCGCAAGAUCUACAGCCAGCAGGCUCUCGACGUCGCGUCCGACAAGCCCGAGCACGAGCUCUUCCACGGCCCCGCACCCUUCUCCGAAGCCGAGUCGCGCAACAUGGCGUGGGUCAUUGACCAGUACCCAUCCAUCAAAUGGUAUCUCGACGUGCACACAAAGAACCGCAUCGUGAGCCACGCGUGGUCGGACACCCCGAUACAGACCACCAACCCUGAAGUGAACUUCCGCAACCAGAGCUACGACGGUAAACGCGGUGACGUGAACACGAAAUAUGGCGAAUACAUGACCCCCCAAGACCACGACAUCUACAAGGAUAUCUCGAACAACAUGGCCGAGCAAAUGGCCAAGGUCUCUGGAGAGCCAUUCUACAGCAUCGACAAGCUCCGCAAGAAGGGACGGAUCUUUCAAGGCUCUUCUGGAACUGCCAUCGACUGGGCGUACAGCAGACACGUCGUGAACGCGGCGGCGACCAAGAUUAUGAGUUUCAAGAUAAAGUUUGGCACUUCGGAGGAAGAGGCGGCGGAGAUUGGGCAGAAGGGCGGGUGCCAGUACUACCCGUCGCGCAAGAUAUACAAAAGGGGCAUCUCGGAGAGCGCUGUGGGAUACAUGACCUUCCUUCUCAACGUUGCCAAGUAUGAGAAUAUGAAGGGCCCUUGGCCUUGA
Molecule: messenger RNA, 1230 nt
Organism: Colletotrichum fioriniae
Lineage: Eukaryota; Fungi; Ascomycota; Sordariomycetes; Glomerellales; Glomerellaceae
Source: RefSeq, a predicted model, not a curated record